AUGUCGAUGUGGCAGGUUUCUUCUGUUGAUGGUAUCUGCGACAACGACCACCACAACUACAACGCCUUUGCGUGGCAGCGACUGCUCAGCAACCUUGAAUUUGAGAGCAAGUCGGAAUCCACGAGUGUGGAUGAGCUGAACACUGCUCCCAGAUCCUGUCCUAUUCCCACGAUUGGCUCCAAGCAGAGCAACGCAAGUGCAAAGGAUAGAGUUCUGCCAGUCAAGCUUGAUGCUCACCGCACUUCCUCGUUUGCCGGCAGCACGAUUGCCUUGCAGGACGACGGGUACUCGAGCGAAGAGGAGCACGAUUCCCCUGAUGACCAGGUUGCGUCGGGCAGCAGCCCCACACCCUUCUACUCGUCGCCUACCACUACUGCCAUCACUAAGGGUGGCAACGGCGGCUGUGUCGCAUCAAUACAAAGCAGCAGUGACGCUACCGUUCCGUGCUUCUUUGUAAAUGGGGUGCGUCACAGCAUCGAGCCUCUUCGCAAGACGCCGGACUGGACGGCGGUGCCAUCGUUAUCGUCUGCUUCACAAGCGAAGACGGUAUCCAUGGAAUCCCCUCCGUGGGCCAGCGCACACGUUGACCCGUCCACCACCCCGCCGAAGAGAGUUGUGGCAGGCAGUCACUCUAGCGUUCCGUCUGAGGGGCUGUGCACGGCAAAGUCGACGACGCCGUUACAUUCCUGGAUGACUCCGCCUCUGUACGCGACUCCUGGGACGCUUCCGACCAGGCACGCGAUACCGGCCUCUCUGCCGUCCAGCAGAAUGCAAAAUGGAGCCCAGAGCCCAUUUCCCAUUCUGCCAGAGAGUUCGACCGCUUACAUGGCAAACACGGCUUCCAUCAUGCAGCCGCUUCCCGCGUCCGCCAUGCCUGUGGCUCAGCAGGCUCGCACGCCAUCUUUCUUUUCGAGCAACGGUAGCGCUGCGAACACAACGGACUCUCCGGCCUUGGGUUUCGUCUUCAUGGAUAGGGAAGGUUGCUUCCACCUCGCUCCGCAGGGCUGCGCUCCUCCAGCAUCCGCCCUAUCGGCACUGCCCAUGAUGCACGUCUCUGGCGGCGUGACAGCAUCCCCUGGCAUGCCACAACUGCAGUAUACCCCAAGCACCAUACAAGCUCAGUCGUGGCGACCCACCGCAUCGCUCCCUUGCACUGCAUCCUCUGGGCCAUGGGGAAGCACCAAAGCAUGGGUGUUUCGUGAUGGCUCUUGGAUGUCAUUGUUGGUGUGA
Leishmania braziliensis MHOM/BR/75/M2904 is the source of this 1230-nucleotide messenger RNA. RefSeq lists its product as hypothetical. NCBI's taxonomy places the organism in Eukaryota, Euglenozoa, Kinetoplastea, Trypanosomatida, Trypanosomatidae. Bases 1 to 1230 code for a protein of 409 amino acids. The record is from RefSeq and is a predicted model, not a curated record. The transcript has a single exon.